Molecule: messenger RNA, 2307 nt
Organism: Owenia fusiformis
Lineage: Eukaryota; Metazoa; Annelida; Polychaeta; Sabellida; Oweniidae
Source: the annotation of a GenBank genome assembly
AUUUAAACAACGCAUGACGUCCGAAACUGUCUCCGAAAAUGUUGAAGAAGUCGAUGAUACCUUGCCUCCAGAGGAUUGUUUCACCGUAGAAGCUCUAAAGAUCAUUAAAGAGGCUCAACAGCAGCAUGGGCUUAGACAUGGUGACUUUCAACGGUACAGGGGGUAUUGUGCCCGUAGGAUUAGGCGACUUAGAAAGUCACUUAACUUCCCUCAGGGUAAUAAACACAGAAAUGUCCCAAAGAAGAUCACCCUCGAGCACCUCACUGAUGCACGAUUCCUUUACUUGCCCCUAGUGGAGGCUGAGAGGGCUUGGAGUCAAGCAAUGCAGCUUAAAUCAGAGGCCAACACAGAACCACGUAAAAAAUUCCAUAUGUCAAGUCGAUUGAAGAAGGCUGUGCAGCAUUCCCAGGAAUUCGUCAAGUUGACGUCAAGUGAUAAAUGUGACGCAAGGACAAAGCUUGAAGCCCAGGCGUAUGAUAGCUGGAUUAAUGGUACUCUGAAGUUUGAGUUGGGAAAGUGGAAACAAGCCAUAGAAGAUUUCACAAAUGCAAAGACAAUCUAUGAGAAGCUUGCAAGUGCUCUCUCUGAAGAUGUCCGUAUAUUGUACACUCAGAGAGUUGAGGAAAUAUCACCCAAUAUACGAUACUGCGCCUAUAACAUCGGAGACGAGACGGCCAUGAAUGACCUUGUACAGAUGAGAUUGAAGUCUGGGGGUAUGGGAGAAGCCAUGGCUUCAAAGCUGGAUGAAUUGAUCGCACAGACUAGAGAGAAACAGGCAGCGUCUUUCUCGGAGCUUCAGUGGCGAGGUCGGACUGUACCUGUGGGUAAUGAACAAGUCCGAGCAUUCUUGUUAAACCUCCAAGAGAGUGAGAAAGAACUACAAGAAACUGAGGAUACUGAGAGUAAAGUGUCGAUAUAUGAAAGCUUAUUGAAGGAGUGCAUUGAGGCAUUGCAGGUCAUGAGAGAUGAAUUGAAGGGUGACCCGCAUUUCAAGGCAGCUCAGCGUGGACAGACACUUGAGGGUAAAGUGUCUAAUGGCCAAUAUCUUCAUACACAUAUCACCUACAGCAAGCUGACAAAAACCAUAGAGCGUAACUUGAUUAUGAUAGAAACCAUGAAAGAAAAGCUAAAGCGUGGAGAGGACGGAGAAGAUGGACGCAAGGCACGUCCCCAGGAUCUUGCUCGUCUCUAUGACAUCAUUAUCCAGAGUGCUAGUGAAAUCCCACAGCUCCCAGGUCUGGAAGAGGAUGAUGCUUUGAGCCAGGAGAUCUCUGGACAGAUCCAGGGAUAUAGGGCUUUCAGAUGUUUCUUCAUAGCUCAGACAUACGCAACUGCUAAGAAAUGGAAAGAGACAAUAGCGCUAUAUGAAAAAGUGCUACUUUAUGCUGACAAAGCUAUAGCAGAAUUAAAAUCUCUACCAGCUAGUACAGAAAACAAAGUUAUGAAAACUAAGCUAGAAGAAUUGAAAAAGGAAGUGGAUGGUUUGAAAUAUUCCUCUCAUGCCUCUAGUAUUCUUGAAGUGGAAGAUGUUACCACCAAAGUAGGAGCUGUUUCACUGAAUAAUAAGCCAUUAAUCGAUCGUCUGGAAGAAUACGUAGAUGACGCUAAAGUGAAUAGUAAAAAGGCUAACCUGGCCAACUUCCCACCAGAUUUCCAACCAGUUCAGUGUAAGCCCUUGUUCUUUGAUCUGGCGCUUAACCACGUGGAUCUACCAAGUCUGGAGUCUAAAGUGGAGACCAACCAGAAGGGAAAGCCAAGUGGUAUUACUGGACUUGUUAAAGGAUGGUUAUGGGGAGGCAAAAAAUAACCUCAAUUACCUCAUAGGUUCUUUUUCAUUUAAUCUUAGGCCACCAUAUAGGAUGAUUAUCUGUUAAAUGACGUUUUUGUCAAAAUCUCAAUCUGAACAAUUUUUACUGUUAUAUGGAAUCUUUUGUCAAAAUCUGAUGAAGAUCCUACAAAAGUUUAGGAAAAUGGGUUUGACUGUACUCAUCGUGGAAGGAACGGUGAUGACCAGCUAGACAACUCUAAAUAAAUAAGCAUUUAAUUCAUAAUGGCCUAAAAUCUGUAUGUGUUAAGUGGGGGGGGGGGUAAAUGAAUCCCACAUGUAUAAAUAUCUGGAUACAGUCUGGAUUUUUUUUUCUUGUAUUGUGGAAGGAGUAAUUUCAUUUUAAAGAGCGUAUGAGUGUCAGAUCAACGUAAGUGAAAAUGCAAACAUUUAGAUUAAAAUCAAACUGUCACCCACUGUCAUUUCAGUUAAGUUGACAUUCAGCUGUCUGUAAGAAAAGAAAUGGUAAAAAAUUCAAAAAA